CGGCUUAAAAGCACAGGAAGGACGGUCCUUCUUCUUCUUCUUCUUCUUCAUCUUCUCACAAAAAUCUAAUCUUUUCUUUUUGGGAGUCACAAAAAUCCCAUCUAAAAGAUGAUCAAGUCUCAAACUUCACCUGGCCUCGUGAAUAUUCCAGCAAAUUAGGACAAGAGGGUUUUUGUUGGGUUUGGAUUAGUACCAAUGGCGGGAAUAGCUAUAGUCUUGGAUCUGCUCAAGAAAAACCCAAGUCUUACAACCCAGUGCCUCCACGCUUCUGGGUACUUCUCCGCUAAAGCUGCCGCUUCCGCCGCCGCCGCCGCCUCCGUCGCUGCCGGAGCUCCUUAUGUUUACAGCUCCUUGUUUGGUGGUUUUGGGGGAUCAGUUGCCUAUUGUGAUGCUGGAGCAACGUUGUCGGACGAUUACAUCUCUAGUUUACGAAGUGCAUCCUUCAAGUUAUUUCCGAAUGAAGCUGUGGAUUUUGGUACCAAGGAUUACACCAUCGAGUUAAAGCCUCUUUACACAGCUUUCCAUCCGAAACUUUUGUUUUUGACGACUGUGAGGUCGUUUUUAAUUCACUUCUUACCUCUUCUGGAGCCUCGUGCAAACUUGGAAUCGGACGAUGAGGACUUCUUGGAGGACACCGAAGAAGAACACGGUGCUAAAUUUGUUGUUCCAUUUAAAAAAUCACUUUGGCAAAUUGCUCGUGAGUUAACUACAACAACCACUAGACGGAUUUUAGAAAAGAUUACUGUUUAUUACGCGUCAAAGAGAAUGGCAUGGAAACUUCUAAAAGAUCUCUCUAAGUCUGCCAUGAGGAAAGCUGGAAGAAGAAUGCCAACUUAUCUUUUCUUCUUCAGUGUUAGCAAAACGACUAUGAGAGGACACUGUCUAGCCAUUGCAGCGACUUGGAUAGUCUCAGUUGGCAUCGAUGUCUACUGCACUUUUUAUGGAACUAUAAACUCUAAUGAAGAGGUUGAUGAAAUUGAUACAGCACAAAAGCUUAAACUUCUUGGGAAUAGGGUUUGGCGAACUACUCUCAAGGGUGGUGGCUCACUGAUUUGUUGUUCAGUUGGGGCAGGUAUCGGUGCCACUCUUUUCCGUCCAUCAACUGGCCAGUGGGUUGGUUGUAUUCUGGGAGAUGCGGCAGGACCGUUUAUUGUCUCGUUUUGCCUUGAGAGGUCUUCCAAUGUAGAACUUUAGGCACUGGACUUAGAUUUUCUGAGAUAUAUUUCUUUGCAGUUGCUUCAUUUUUGACUGCUGUACUAUAGGUUAUUUCAGAGUUGUGACAAGUAUCAUUACCUUUCAGGAAUGAUAUUCCUUAGAAGCUCAAGUUAACAGUGACAUUAAUUUUUUUUUUCGGUCGCAAGUACACGUUGGAGUGCAUCUCCGAAUUUCAGUGCAUUGAUUAAUUGUAUAUUUUUUUUUUUGGGAUUUCGUUGCAGUUGAUAUUUAUGAA
Molecule: messenger RNA, 1450 nt
Organism: Argentina anserina (silverweed cinquefoil)
Lineage: Eukaryota; Viridiplantae; Streptophyta; Magnoliopsida; Rosales; Rosaceae
Exons: 6
Coding region: 196-1194 (332 amino acids)
Source: RefSeq, a predicted model, not a curated record